AUGCCAUUUGAACGUUCCUGGACUGAGAUCGGACGAAAUACAUUAUGUAAUGAUCAAGAUGCUCAAAGGUUAUUUUAUUCAGUUGCUCAACGUAUUAUUCAAAUAACAAGAAAACAAUAUUUAGCUAAUGAUCGAUUAUGUGAUGCACUUGUCUAUCGUCGUGCAGCUGAUUCAUAUGCAAAAAAAAGUUCAACAGAAAUUGUUACUGUACAAAAAUUAAGAAACCAUGCUGAUGAAUAUGAAAAUCUUGCUAUACGUCUUCUUCAAUGUCUUUAUUUAUCUAAUUCAAAUAUGGCAUGCUUGGCCUUAAAACGUGAAAAUUUUGAAUUUAAUAAAUUUUCAUCAUUGAAAGUUGCUUGUAUGUUUAUAAUUGUUUUUAAAGUGUGA
Messenger RNA from Rotaria sp. Silwood2, 387 nucleotides. The record is from the annotation of a GenBank genome assembly. NCBI's taxonomy places the organism in Eukaryota, Metazoa, Rotifera, Eurotatoria, Philodinida, Philodinidae.